AUGGCCUAUCUCACGCUGCCGCCGGAGUUUGUUCCGGAAGCGAAAACCGUCAUCAACUGGGUCAUGUCGUUCACGCCGCUGGUGUCGUACGGAACGACCCUGCUCAGCAUCCGCCGCAAAAAAUCCUCCAAGGGUUUUUCUAUAGACAUUUGCGCGACGAUGCUGAUUGCGUCCACGCUGCGGGUCUUCUACUACGUCAACGACCCGUUCGAAGUCAGUCUUCUUAGACAGUGUUUUGUCAUGAUCUUCAUACACGUCCUUCUGCUGAGGGUGGCCAUCAAAUACAGAGACCCCACCGAGACGGCGUAUCUGCGGUACGAGGAGUCGUGGCCCGAGUUUCUCAGGUCGGCGUGGAGCGCCGUCUGGGACCCUGCGGACGAGAACUCCGUCUAUGGCGACCCACUGGAAAAAGCCUCGAACGCGGCUGUGCAGUACGCCAGACGAGCCGUUCCGGUUCUGGCAGUGGGACGAGUACUCGCAAUACAUGCAGUUUCUCGGGGGCUUGGUGCUAAGCCUGACUGCGGUCCAGCUGGUGUUUGGCAAGACCGAGUGGCUGGGGCUGGUGUUUGGGUCGUGCUCGUUUCUGAUAGAGAGCACGCUGCCCCUGCCGCAGAUCCUGCUGUUCCAGCGGUCGCGGACCGUGGAGAACUUCAAAACCAUACUUCUGCUCAGUUGGCUGGGUGGAGACCUCACGAAGAUCAGCUACCUGGUGUACGGCACAGACAACGUGGGGGUCAUCUUUGUGGUUGCUGCGGUCUUCCAGAUGAGUCUGAACUUAGUCAUCACGUACCAAUUCUUCUACUUCAAACACAUGGACACGGUCAGCUCGCGGCAGGUGAUUCCGCUAAGCCACGCAAAAGAGGAAAUCCCGAUGGACGAGGUCCGUGCUGCGGCCACAUUCUCUGCGUCGUCGAGCCGCGGCCCGUUCUCGCCGAUCUCGUCGUCGCAGUUCCCGUCUCCGGCCACCACGCCGAUCCUGAACCCGAAAAUCGACCACGCGCGUUCCAGAUCAAGCACAUUCAACGAGCACGAGGCGAAAAUCAACAAGAGUCUGCGCAAGGCGAGCCUGAGCAGCAGCAUCAACCUGGAUGCGAUGAAAGAGCAGAGUAG
This is a messenger RNA of Ogataea angusta, 1110 nucleotides long. RefSeq lists its product as uncharacterized. Bases 1 to 1110 code for a protein of 369 amino acids. The record is from RefSeq and is a predicted model, not a curated record. Gene Ontology annotation, biological process: retrograde transport, endosome to Golgi; phospholipid translocation. Gene Ontology annotation, cellular component: endosome; trans-Golgi network. The transcript is spliced from 2 exons. NCBI's taxonomy places the organism in Eukaryota, Fungi, Ascomycota, Pichiomycetes, Pichiales, Pichiaceae.